Molecule: messenger RNA, 345 nt
Organism: Eimeria mitis
Lineage: Eukaryota; Apicomplexa; Conoidasida; Eucoccidiorida; Eimeriidae
Exons: 4
Coding region: 1-345 (114 amino acids)
Biological process (GO): DNA replication; DNA recombination; DNA repair
Cellular component (GO): nucleus
Molecular function (GO): DNA binding
Source: RefSeq, a predicted model, not a curated record
AUGCAAAUGGAGGCUCCGAAAGCUGCCAGGCGGGUGCCGUACGGCAGAAUUGGUGAUUUCGUUGGGAAGCGAAUUCGCUUCAUUGGGCGUAUAAAAGAAGCCGAGGAAGACGCAAUUAUCCUUGAGGCUUCUGAAGGCAAAUGUGUAAAGUGCUUCCUUCGUGGGACCCCGCCUCCCUGCCGUUACGUGGAAGUGGUGGCAACAGUGCAAGAUGACCUGACAAUCAAGCAGGGAGAGCACGACCAGACUAUCCCUUUAGGUGACAACCUAGACAUUGAGCUUGCUGAUGCAGCCACAACAGCGACCUUCCACCCUCAGUUCAGCCAGAUGUUUGAGGCGGAAUAG